This is a messenger RNA of Umbelopsis ramanniana AG, 809 nucleotides long. RefSeq lists its product as uncharacterized. The transcript has 9 exons. Bases 55 to 693 code for a protein of 212 amino acids. The record is from RefSeq and is a predicted model, not a curated record. NCBI's taxonomy places the organism in Eukaryota, Fungi, Mucoromycota, Umbelopsidomycetes, Umbelopsidales, Umbelopsidaceae. Gene Ontology annotation, cellular component: nucleus. Gene Ontology annotation, molecular function: histone H4 acetyltransferase activity; histone H2A acetyltransferase activity; protein N-terminal-serine acetyltransferase activity.
CUCAAAAUAGAAAACCCUGAAAACCCUACUACACCUACUACACCUAUACUUUUAAUGCCCAUUUCAGUGAAAGGCAGCAUCAGUAAAGUCGCUGCUGUGAAUCAGAUCAAGUCCCUGGUUGACGGUCUGCAGCUACCCUUACAAUAUGAAAAGGACGAUUGGCAAGUUGAUAUCGACUACUACCAUAUUGACGAUUUUCCCGAGCACUUGAGAGAAUGGGCACUCACACUGUUCAAAGCUAAUAUGCUGACGAUGUACAAGAAUUCAAAGGAUGGCUGGAAUGAGGACGAGAAAAGGUCGGAGCUGUUUGCAAAGGAAGCAAGAUACCUUGUUGCAAGAUCUCGCACAGAUCCCACACGUCUUUUCGGGUAUCUUUUAUUUCAGAUAGUGCAGGAAGAGACCAUGGAUGACGACGUCCUGGCUGAUGUUGCAUAUUGCUACGAGUUACAAAUUGAAGACAGUGCAAGAGGCAGAGGUCUGGGAGAAUAUCUCGUCAAACUGCUGGAGGACAUUGGCAAACGCUGGAGUAUGGAUAAGGUUAUGCUGACUGUCUUUAAAGUGAAUACAGGGGCGUUCAAAUUUUACACUAAAAAGCUUGCCUUUGAGCUGGAUGAGAUAUCACCAGGAAAAUGCCUCAGUGCACGUCAGGCACGCAAAUUUGACUAUGAGAUUUUGAGUAAAGCACUGGGCUGAAGGCGAAGAAAAUGAAACAUGGAGGUUCAGCUUCGAUAAAGAUGCAUUUCAUUUCCUGUGAGAGUGGCAAGGUAUACUUCGUUAUUGAUGACUGAAGUUUUGACGUCCAUGACAUU